Stegostoma tigrinum is the source of this 3850-nucleotide messenger RNA. RefSeq names its product polycomb group ring finger 5b (gene pcgf5b). The record is from RefSeq and is a predicted model, not a curated record. The transcript has 9 exons. Bases 602 to 1309 code for a protein of 235 amino acids. Lineage: Eukaryota; Metazoa; Chordata; Chondrichthyes; Orectolobiformes; Stegostomatidae. Gene Ontology annotation, cellular component: PRC1 complex. Gene Ontology annotation, biological process: regulation of transcription by RNA polymerase II.
CAAUGAGCGCAGCUCGGCUUUGGAAUGGCCGGGCGGUGCGUAAACAAGCGCAGAGGCGCCUCCUCCCUCCCGCUCUCUGUCUCUCCCUCCCUCUCGGUAUUUCCGCGAUCUCACUCCUGCUUCUUACAGGGCAGCAAGUGUUGAGUCCCAUUCAGCCAGUGACAAAACUUAGCUCUUUCCCCCCUCUCUCUCUCUCGCUCUCUCUAUCUUCUUCAACACCCCACCCCCCACCGGGUGUUUAUUCAUUUCUUGGUUUUUUUUGAGACAUCAUCCGGCCGCGAUUCCCAUCCAACCCCACAACCAAAAAAAAAUUUAUAAAACUCUAGUCCUCUUGUAAUCACUAUGGCCUCUUGAGAAAACAAAAGGUUUUGGACACUUUGUACAGUACAGAAGAAGAGAAAAGCGUUACCUUGAUCCUUGACUAAAGGACAAUGUACUCCUGGAGAAGUUGAUUUGCUUCAAAUUUAUUUCAACAAAUUUCUCAGACAGAUGCCUGGAGAAGUGCAGCUGUGCCGAGCAGCACAGCAGGUUCUUUAAGCCUAGAGCCACCCAUCAACUCUGGCCUGAUUUUCCUGUUCUUUUACUGUUAUCUUGUUCAACAAUGGCUACUCAAAGGAAAUACCUAGUGAGAGAAUUUAAUGCCUUCAUCACUUGUUACAUCUGCAAGGGCUAUCUAAUCAAGCCAACUACAGUGACUGAGUGUCUACACACUUUUUGCAAAAGUUGUAUUGUUCAACAUUUUGAAGACACAAAUGACUGUCCAAAAUGUGGAAUUCAAGUUCAUGAAACUAAUCCUUUGGAAAUGUUAAGGUUGGACAAUACACUCGAAGAAAUUAUAUUUAAGUUGGUGCCUGGUCUUAAGGAAAUGGAAAAGCGGCAAGAAGAAGAAUUCUGGAAAAAAAAUAAACCACAAGAGAAUGGAGAAGAUAAUGAAGGCCCCAAAGCCAAAAAAGCUAAAAUAGAAGAGGAAGAGGACCAAGAAGAUCAAGAUUAUCAUAGAAGUGAUCCACAGAUUGCCAUUUGCCUAGAUUGCCUUCGCAACAAUGGCCAAUCAGGAGAUAAUACUGUAAAGGGCUUAAUGAAGAAAUUUAUUCGCUGCUCAACAAGAGUCACAGUGGGAACUAUAAAAAAAUUUCUGAGUUUGAAAUUAAAACUUCCUAGCACUUGUGAGCUCGAUGUUCUAUGCAAUGGGGAAAUUAUGGGGAAGGAUCAUACAAUGGAAUUCAUAUAUAUGACUAGAUGGAGACUCCGAGCUGAAAAUUCUUAUCCAAUGGUACUACAGUAUCGGCCAAGGAUUGACUUUGGUUAGCCAGAGCAGCUGUUAUCCAUUGUGGUGGAUACUGCACUAAAGUUUACCCAUCGACAGUUUGCACAAUGAAUGGAUAUAUUGGACAAUGGACAGAAUCAGAUUAUUCAGAAGAGAAAAAAAAUUUGUAUCUGUCUACCGUUUUUCAGAUGCGUUUAUUUUUCCCAAGGACAAGCCCAAUGCUAUUCUGCUACUGGAGCCAUGAAUCGUUUGUGUGAUCAGUGUGAUAUUUGUGUUGAAUACUGUACAUAAUCACUCACUGUAGUCUGUGAGUUGAGAUUCAGUGUUCACUGCCCAUUGUCUAUAAGCCUACGUCCUGAAGUUAUACAUGUGCUUGUGCUAAUGCUAAAACACAUAGCAAAAUGGCAAAACUUGUUCUAUGUCUUUGAAUAAAUUUGUGUUCCGGCUAACAUAUGUAUUGACUUUCUUUGUUUAUAGUAAGUUAAUUAGUCCUGCAGAUUACAAUUUGAAGCUUUAAAGUGUUUUUGUUAUAUACCACUGGUGUAAUCAUUAAAGAAACAUGCAUUUUUGAGGGGAAAAAUUCUUCCAAAAUUAUCCCGGCUAUGAACAGUGGCCCCUUUUCCUAGUAAAAUGUUUUAUACCUGUAGCCUAAAGUUUUUUAAAAAAGUCAGCGAAAAAGGCUCUAGAAAUGUCACUCAAAAGGGUCAGGCAUGAAGGACAACUUAUCAAAAGAUACUUUAUUCACAAUAGCCUGAUUCUUUCAAACAAAUUAGCUCACUAAAAAUUAUUAAGCCUCAAGAUUAAGUUUUACAUUUAUUUAAAAUGUACACUAAUGAAGAUUUUGGAAUUAAGAAUGUACUUUCUUAACACAUCAAAUUUCAAAAUGACCUGUACUCAGUCAUUAAAUUGCAGGUGAUUCCUAAUUUUUUUUGGCGAAUCUCACUGGUGAAUUUUGAAACCACUGGGGCAUUCUGCUUAUUACUAACAGUUGCGCAUCAAGUUACUUGUUGAAAUCAGGCAUUGAUUGACAAUGAAAAAUUGCUUGAACAAACCUUCCUUCUUCCUUGUAUUUUACUUCUGCAACAAUCAGCAUUGAUGAAAACAGCUAUUUUUCUAAAGUAGAUUAUCAUGGCCUGCAGUCAUCACCUUCCUUGACAAUCAGAUAUAAUGUUUACUUCGGAAUAUAUGAUUAAACAAUAAUAUGGCAUUAUUCUUAAGUAAUUCGUACUCAAUGUUGUUUCUGGAACCUUAGUACGUUUGAAGUGUGAGCUCCGUGGGUUAAGUUUUACUGAUUGAAUGUGAAUUGGAUGUCGGUGAUUAAGCCCAUGAAAAUAUACAUAUAUAUAUAAAAGAAUAAAAUAGUGAUAUUUGUAAUCAGCCUUCUAAGCUAAUGGGAUCUGUAAAACUGGUGAUUUACCUCCCAGCACUCCUAAAAAUAAUAGCUACUGAUUUUAGCUCUUGCUUCAGUCAAUAAAUAUAGAAGUUGAUAGGACAGAAUCUGCCAGACUUUAUGUUCAGCUUUGGAGUUUAUUGUUUACACCAGUGCAUAGUUUUAUUUAUUAUUUCAGUUGUGUACUUCAUGGGAUAAUACAAAACAUGCAAAAACCUACUGAGGCAUUUUAUAAUUGAUCAUAAUGGUGAUCACACUGAUACUUAUGUUUAUUUUUGCUGUUAGUUUCUGAAAUUCAAUUAAUAAUAGGAUUUAGCUGAUCUGAAACCUAAAGAAUACUGUUGACCAUGAUGGUGGACAAGCACUUCAACUUUCAGAACGACCAUUUAAAAUAAGAGGAACAAUACCUGUGUAACAGUUGUCAUUUAAAUAUGUUCAGCAUUCAACUACUUUCGGCAACAGUAACCUAUUGCCUUUUCGUUAGUAAUUAAAGUGACACAAGCAAGCAUUUGUCAGCCAUGUACUGUAGUCAAUGUGGCAUCUUUACAAUGUGUUACAUGUUAUAUUCAUUUUUGAAUGCUUUGAAUAGUGUUAAUUCCGAAGGAUUUGUAACCUGUUAAAAACCUUGUAAUAUCAUCAGGCCAGUACAGUUAAGUGUCAUUUUAAUAGUAUUACAUUGUUUUUACGCCCUUAACAUUUCCUGAACCUAGCAGAUAUUUUUGCAUUGCACUCUUAAAUACUACGCUGAAAAAUUCCAUUUGAAAACAGUUUUGUUGUGAUUGUAAAGUGAGUCCAAGAAUCAUUUAAUUUUAAAUGAACAAUUAACUUGAAGAUCAUUGCAAAUUACUAAAUCCUAUAUUAAAAUGUAAAUAUUUUUGUAAACAAAACCAAUUGUAAAUGUUUGCAAUACUGAUGUUAAUAGUAUUUUAUGUUUUGCAAAAAACUGUUUAGAGAAGCAGUUCUAUUUUUUAAUAUGUAUUUGCUGCAGACAUGCAUUCCUCUUUAACCAUGUUUGGGUUUUAGUGAAUGUUCUGUACAUUUGCAAUCACACUGGGAUGAGAAAUGAAUACUGUGUCUGAAAAUUGUAUCAAUUGAAGCACAAUUCACCCACUGUCUUGUAGUGAUUUGCUAACUUAAAGGAGCAAUAAAAUGUACCAGUUAUGAAAAUGCUGUUGUAAAGGCUUAAGCCACAA